Messenger RNA from Plasmodium gonderi, 6132 nucleotides. RefSeq lists its product as hypothetical. The transcript has a single exon. The record is from RefSeq and is a predicted model, not a curated record. NCBI's taxonomy places the organism in Eukaryota, Apicomplexa, Aconoidasida, Haemosporida, Plasmodiidae. The coding region runs from base 1 to 6132 and encodes 2043 amino acids.
AUGGAUGGUGCACACAAGAAUGAACAACAGGAUGUUAGCAGAGUGCCACGAGAGAUGGAAACAAAUAACGUAGGACUAAAGAAUAAUGAUAAUGACAAGAAAGAAAAGAAAGAGAAAAAGGAGAAAAAAGACAAAAAAGAGAAAAAAGAAAACAGUGAAAUGAAAUUUCAGACAUGUAGUCAACAAUUGAAUAGCGAAAAUAUUAAAAUACAUAAUUCACAUUAUGGAAUUAUGUCCACAUCAAAUUCUAGUAUGAUGAGUAGUGAUUCAACUAAAAUAAACAAAGAAAUGAGUAAAAGUGUAAACUCAGACAUCAGUUGUAAUUAUAAGUAUAACUUGAAUAAAACCAUUAGCAAUAAAAGUAAUGAAAAUAACAGAACACAUUCUCAUCUCAGUGAUGUUAAAAUUAAUAAAAAUAAGUCUGUCAAUCGAAGUAUAUGUAAUUUCGAGGAAACAAAAGGGGGAUCAGUUUCGAAUGAAGUUUGUGUAAUACCGACUUCUAGUAACACAACGGAAGGUUCAAGUUAUGUUAAAAUGAGUAAUACAUUAGGAAACAAAAAUAAUUUAUGUGAAAACAAGAAUGAACAUGUGUUUAUGAAUACCAUUAAAGGUGUGGACUACCUUGGUGAUUUAAGCUGGAGGGAAAAGGCCAUAAGUACAGGUAAUAAUUUUAACCGUGGAUACAGGAGUAAUUAUAGCGGAAGCACAAUUAUGAGUGGAAAUAAUAGCUGUAAACAUUUAAGUGUAAUGAAUAGAAUGCAAAGUUUGAAUAAUCAAAGCGCAACGUUUGAGAAGGAGCACAUUUAUUUGAAUGGUUAUGCAGGAUGCACGCAGGAAGGUGUGAGUAAAUACAGAAAUAAUAUGAAAACUCAAGAGGAAAAAUUUAAGACAAAAUUAAACUGUACAAAUAUUACCAACUUGAAGAAAGGGAUUGAAGUUAGCAACAUGAAUAGUGUACUUAUUAAAAACGAUAAUUUGAAGAAGAAGGCAAAAAAUAUGGAUCUUUUAGCAGGUAAAGGAAUUAAUGGAAAUUCUGAAAAUUUAUUUGCCAAUUUGAAAAUAAUGGAUAUUGAUAACUCAAGAAAAGAUGAUGAUGUAAUGAGGGAAAAAAACAAUUUGGAAUUGUUUAAUUAUGAGAAGGAUGAUAACUUUGAAAGGGAAACUUCAAAUCUUCGAGUUAAGAAAAAAGAACACGACAUGCCUUUUUCUGAUAAUAGUGCUAUCCCAACUGUAGUGACUACUUCGACUAGUACAGCGGCAGAUAUCACGCAUCUUUCCAGUAGCAAUAUGAAUUGGAAAGGGAUGAAAAAUAAUAUAAGAGUUACAACAACUGAGAAUAACAAUAUCUGCAAAGGAAAUGACAUGAAUUAUGAGGAAAUGUGGAGGUACAACACAAACCGUGAUGACCAUACAAAAUUGUCAAGCAACACCAAGAGUAGUCUUGUCUCAAAUAUGAAAAAGCAUUUUCCGUGGCCCAUAAACAGUAGCCCCAAGGGAAACAUCAAUUGCAAGAGCAGCGGAAAUGGAAGUAUUAAUAAUAAUAGCAACAGAAAUAACAGCAGCAGAAAUAGCAGCAGCAGAAAUAACAGCAGCAGAAAUAGCAGCAGCAGAAAUAACAGCAGCAGAAAUAGCAGCAGCAGAAAUAACAGCAGCAGAAAUAACAGCAGUAAGUGUGAUAGCAACAACAGGAGUAGCACAAGUGGUAACGAUCAUGCAAACGACAAAAUGAGCUAUGAGAAGGAUUUUUUAACCAAUAAGAAACCCCAUGAAAAAGACCUUAAUAGUAAGGACAUGAAGUAUUCUUCUCUUUUCAUUCACCAAAAUAGUAUAGGGAAUGAUAAUGAUAUCAAUCAAGAGUAUGGUAUGAUGGAGAGUGCAAAUGGAGUGAUGCAAAAUAUUAGUGUAAAUAAUGAAACACACUUUAAAGGUAAUGCUUUAAUGAAGGGAAAUUUUUUAAAUUCUUUAGAUAGCAUGAACUACAAGGAUAACAAAUUAGACACGACUACAUCCAAAAUGAGUACGCCUAUAAAAAGACAAGAAGAAUUAACAAAUAAUCAGAGUGAUAAUUUAAAAUUUAAUUCUAAUGAUUGUUUCUUUCAUCCGAAUAAUUAUAAUAUAGUAAAGGAUGAAUUGAAUAAUGAUUAUGCUGAAUUGAUGGAAACAAAUUUUAAAAGUGCAAAUAGCGGUGUAGAACUUAAUGUAAAAUGUAUGAAACCUAGUUAUGCGACAACUGACAGUAGCAUAUAUACAAUAAAUAACAUAAUGAACAUGAACAAAAAUGUAGAUGAAGAAAAUGAUGAUUUAGGAUUAAAUGUUAGUUAUUAUGAUAAUGAAAAUGUGGAUGAGAGUAACAGAAAUGGUGAUGAUGGUAUCGUUGAGUCUUUUAAUUAUGAUACGGAGACACAUAGGAAUUGUGAAAGGGUUAUUGAAUUGUGUAAUUGUGAUGAAGAUAUCCACUUGAAUUAUGAGGAAGAUACACUUCUGAAUCAUGAUGAUGACAUAUUCAGUAAAAAUAUUUUGAAUCUGAAUGUGAAAGAUGAUGAUCUUGGUAAUAUGAGCUAUUUUGAGAAAAGUUCCGAAUUCGAGGAGAAUGUUACACAAUUACAAAAAGAUUUAGAUAUACCAAGCAGCUUAAACAACAUGAAUAGUAAGAUGGCCAUCCUAAACACUGAUGAUUCUGAUGAAAAUGACUUGAAGUACCAACAAAUGAAUGAGAUAUUUUCUGUCAGAGGGAAAUAUGGGAUCCCUUACCAGAGUAAGGACUCAGAUUACUCGUUCUAUGAAAAUAAUCCUUUAGGAAGAGCUUUUAAUUUCGAUCACAGUAUUAGUAGCAGUAGUUGCAAUAUUGGUGUAAAUUCGAAUAUUGUUCGUAGUGGUUAUAAUAAUGCAUUACCCAGCCAUUUCUAUAACACAGUAAGAAAUUUAUACAAUAAAGGAAAUUAUAAUAUAUCAUUUCAGAAUAAUGAAGAAUAUAAUAAUAUCAUGAAAAAGAACAUAAAUGAUAAUAAAAUGUUAUUCACGAAUAAUCCAAAUAUGAACCUAAAUAUUGGAAGUUCUGAUUUUAUCAAAUGCAUAAAAAGUGCAAAUGGAGAAAGCACAUGUGGAAGAAAUAAUGAUACUGUUAAUAGCAAUUUAAUUAGCGAAGAAAAUAACAUUUGUAAUAAUGACUACACUUUAAUUGAUGACAAUAAUUUAGGAUUGUCCAAUAUAGAAAAUUCAGUUGAAAAUAAUGGAAUUUCCAUGACUAGUAAAAACAGAAUACUCAAUGCAUGCAUGAAUGAGAAUUUUCAAAGCAUUAGUGAAAGCAAUUUUUCGCAUAGCAAAAAGAAGUGUACAUAUACAGGAAAUUACGUGGAUGAUGAAAUUGAUUCUGUUACUCAUGUAGGACUUGAACACUCAGAUAAGAAUCUCUCCAAUGGUAGUUAUUCUAUGAAUAUGACAAAAAAAAAAGGUGCGGAAUUAUCAAUCCCAAAUAACGGCACACAGCAUAUGUCCCUAGGCACUAAGACAAACAUGAACAUGCAAAUGUUGAUUGAAAGUAGCUUUACACAUAGUGGCAAAAAAGUGGAAAACAUCGCAAAGGUGAUUAAAGAGACUAACGCUGAUGAUCAGAUUAGUGGUGAUAUGACUGUUGAAUCGAUAACUGGAAUGUCCUUGAAAAAUUGCAUUAAAGGGAAUAGAAGCACCAGUAAUAUCAUUAAAGAGGGAGAUAAUACUACUCAAUCCAAUCAGAGAAAUGAGAAUGAAACAGAUUCUAGUAGUAACAGUAUUUUUUGCAAGAACGAGCAAGAUAUGAAAAUAAAGAACAAUGACAAUAUGGCUCCAAAAAAUUCCUGUAAUAUGAGCGAUGACAGCACGAAUAGCACAAACAGCAACAGAAGCAACGAAAGCCAUAAAAGUUGUAAUAAUGCAAUUGCUGAUGAGAAUAUUAAAAACAUUAACCAGAAUUGCUGUAAUGCUUAUAAGGAUUAUGGAAACAAUAUGGGUGGGGAAGGCACGGAAAAUAUAGAAUGUGCUGAAAAUAGGAAAAGUUUUAACAUACCAGAUUACAAUUCGGAAAUAUUGAAUUAUGAGGACAUUAAGUUUGACAACUAUUCGUUUAAAAGUGAAAUUCCGUCAAAUGAAAAAUUAAAAAAUAACACUUUCUUGCAACAGACCUCCAGUAAUUUGCAGAAUAGUAAAUUUAAUGCCUGCGCAAAUAAUACCUUUAUAAAUAGCAUAUUUAACAUGAAGCGUAAAGACAGCAAUAGUGAAAGGAAUUAUUCACAAGAGAUACUUAACCAAGCCCCUUUAAAUAUCAACAUGAAAUAUAACAAUAAUAAUACAACUAUGAAUUGUAACAACUUUAAUGCCAGUUCAAAUAAUAUGAAUAACGUUAUAAAUAUGAAUCGAAAUUUGUUAAACACAGCCACUUCUCAUAAUGAUUCAGUAUACCAUUCAAGUUUAAAAAAAAAAAAUGAAUUCUCUUAUUUUCUCAUGAGCAACAACCCUUUAGAUAAUAAUAACAGGAUAAAUUCGAUGACAAAUGACCAGGAACAUACAGAAAUGACUAACCCAAGUUUGUACUUCAGUCAACAGAAUAUAAAAAAUGAUUAUCAAAUAAAAACAAAGCACAUGGACGCGAUUCCUAGUAAUGUAAAUAACGAAGAAAAUGACAAAAUAACGUUUCAUAUGGGAAACAAGAUAGACAACUUUGGUAUGAAAAAGGAAAAUGACAUAUAUCAACAGGUUGUUUGCCCUAGCAAAAAUGAAUAUCAUCCCCCAAAUCAUGAACAAAAUAAUAUACAUAAAAAUAUAGCGAACAGAGAAAAUAAAAAUGAUAACAUAAGGAAAGAUGCUAAUAAUAAAUACCUUUGUGACUUAAUAAAUGAUUUUCAUGAAGAAGAUGACAAUAGCAGAAAUUUGAACAUUGUUGACAAAAAUGAGUGCAUGUUUAGAAAUAUAGAAGAGGACAUAUUUAAAGAAGUUAGCAGUGCACAGAAUGACGAAAUGAAGUAUGGUGCCUUGAGUAGCUUGUUGAUUAACAAUAUAAAUAGCGACAUGUGUGGUGGUAUAAAAAACAACGGUAUAAAUUUGGGCGAAAAUGUCGGAUCUGAUAUACCCCUGAAUAUGUUUUCGAAUAACUGUCCCAAUAUGAACGUAAAUAUAUGCGAUAACUUAGUGGACAAUGAACAUUUUAAUGAUAAUUUAGGUGGUAGCAUGAAUCUUUUAGAAAAUGACGUUGAUUAUAUUCAUGAUGAAAAUGAAGAAUUCGAGAACCAUUCAAAAUCUGCUAUGAAAGGUGACAAAAUUAUGGAGCUACAGAAUAUUAUAAAUAGUCUCAAGUUUAAAAAUAAACAACUGGAAAAGGAAUUAACUGAGGUGAAAAAUAUGCAUUUGAAGAAAAAACAAAACCAUAUAUUAAAUAGCCUAAGUAAUAAAAUUUACGAUAUUAGUAGCUAUUCAACAUAUAAUGAGGAUACAAAUAAUUCAGAUUGUGAGAGUGCUGAUAACUCGAAUAAACACAUAAAAAACAUUUUAAAUGACAAGGAGAAGUACAAUUAUGACACCAAAAUAUCAAUUCAGAAAUUUCAUUUAGCAUAUACAAAUAACUCAAUUGGUAAAUUAAAAAUAGCUGCACAGAGAGAUAUUAGUGGUUCUUUUAUGGGUCCAAAGGGUAUACAUGUUAAAACGAUAAAAUCUUCUCUACAUAUUUCAGUAUACAAAAGUGCAAAGGAUGUUUGGUUUCCUGGGUUUGCUGAUAGUCAUGUAUUUUUAUUAAAAGGAAAUAUAUUUGGUAUUUUAAGAGCAUGCCAAUUGUUGUAUCAUUAUGUAAAAUCGAAAAUGUCUUCAUCAAAAUGUUGUAUAUAUUUAGUUGCUCCAUUCGAAUGUGUGCAAAAACUACUGGCUGAUGGAUGUAAAAGAAUGGCAAUUAUAAAGGAGGAAUGCGGAGCAGAUGUUCGAUUGGGAAAUUUGUAUGUACAGGUUCAUGAAGGUUUUACCGAAAGAUUAAUGGAAAUACGAGGAAAUGAGGUUAGUGUGGACUGUGCUUUGGAAAAAUUGGUAAUUUUUAUGCAGUCCUGCUUUUCUGUGCAAUCUUAUGAUUACGAGCUUCUCAAAUAUCCCUGCCGCUCAGUGUUGAAUUUGCAAUGA